Adineta steineri is the source of this 444-nucleotide messenger RNA. The record is from the annotation of a GenBank genome assembly. NCBI's taxonomy places the organism in Eukaryota, Metazoa, Rotifera, Eurotatoria, Adinetida, Adinetidae.
AUGCCGAUUAUUGCUUGUUAUGAAGAAUUUGAUUUAAAUCAGAUUGUCGUUCAAGAUUAUAUUGAUCUUAUUCAAAAAUGUUUAUCAUCACAAAAAAAUAUUACAAUCAAAUUCAAGGGUAUAACUGCAUCACCAUCGUGUAUUAUGAUUCAAGGAUUUCCACAACAGCAAGUUCUCGAUGAACUUCGAAAUGAUAUGAGAACAGUAUUUAAAGCUUCUCCACUUCAGCAAAGUAUAGAUAAACGAUAUUCUCUUCAAACAGCUCAUAUUACUGUGGUUCGAUUUAGAAAACCUUUUACGGCAAAAGAAGAAUUUUUAAAAAUACUUGAAAAUUUCAAAGAUUAUGAUUUUGGUGAGACAACAAUAAAUGAAUUAGAAUUGGUUCACAACGACUGGUAUCUAAGAGACAAUUUUGUGAAAAGAUUAUUUCGAUUCAAAGUUUAA